Messenger RNA from Fusarium verticillioides 7600, 2263 nucleotides. RefSeq lists its product as hypothetical. Bases 114 to 797 code for a protein of 227 amino acids. Lineage: Eukaryota; Fungi; Ascomycota; Sordariomycetes; Hypocreales; Nectriaceae. Gene Ontology annotation, molecular function: protein binding. The transcript is spliced from 2 exons. Gene Ontology annotation, biological process: cytoplasmic translation. The record is from RefSeq and is a predicted model, not a curated record.
CGCGGCCUGUAAACAUCCCCACUUCCAUGAGGACUCUUAGGACUCUCGUCAUUCGGCUCUAUCAAAAGUAACAUUUUACAGUUUAUAAAGGCACCCGAAGACAACCCGUCGAAAUGGGGCGAGAAGAUCAAAUCGAAGAGCGCGAAGUGCUCGAAUCUAUUUUCCCCGAUGAAAUCACAGAUAUCUCUGAAACCGAGUUUAGAGUUUCUGUCGCGUUAGACAUUCCAGGUGAAGAAGAUCAAGAUCCUCCUACCAUACUUCUCCAAGUGAGAUAUCCAGAAGAUUAUCCCGAAAAGCCACCCCAUCUCGACAUCCUCGCUCCUCCAAAUGCCACACCCCACGAACACUUCAACGUCGCAGAAGACCGCGACCAGCUCCUUGCCAGUCUCGACGAUACUAUUCAGGAAAACCUCGGAAUGGCCAUGGUCUUUGCAAUUGUAUCAACAUUGAAGGAUAAUGCCGAGCAGCUUGUCCAAGAACGCAAGGACAUCAUCACAAAGGCACACGAGGAAGCUGCGCUGGCUGCUGAGGCAGAGGAGAACAAGAAGUUUCACGGCACAGCUGUCACGCCUGAGACAUUUUUGAAGUGGCGUGAGGGUUUCUUGAAGGAGAUGGAGGAGAAGAGGCAGCAGGAGGAAGAGGAGCGUCUUGCUGAGCUGAAGAAGGCGAAGACCAAGGAGCCCGCUCGCAUGACAGGUAGACAGCUCUGGGAGAGAGGUCUUGCUGGUAAGGGUGAAGAGGAAGAGGAUGAUAUGCCUGUCGAGGGUAUCGAGAAACUUAAAGUUGAGGCCACAUGAGGUGGUAUAUAACAAACAUGCAUUACUUGGGAGUUGGGGCUUGGGAACUGAUACAAAAAGGCGAACAGCUUACUACGGCUUGAGACGACGAAUGCUGCCACCGAUUUAUAUGGCAUUGAAUGGCUACGAAAGGUAUUGGGAGGCCUAGUACUGUCAUGAUGAUAUAGACUUGGGUCUGGGCCAUCCAGUUUUAACUACAACUAGAGGCAACAGGGUUUCUUCUAGAUAUGCCCAUUUUUGUUCCUAAACGCCAUACGUAAUGCUCACUUAUCCAAUUUCUCUGUCCUUACAAAAAGUCAUCAACCUUGCAUUUCAGCGUCUUCCUCUGCGCCAUCACUGGCAUCCUCCCAGUCAUCUUCCUCACCAUCAACUGGCUCGCCAAGCUCCUUGUUGAUCUCUGAUAGCAAUUCCUUGGCAUGCUCACCCAAGCGCUCAUCUUCGUAAUCCUGCUGUUGAUAAAGUUUCAAGCACUGCAUAAGCCAUUGCCGCGAUGACUUCCAUGAUCCCUUCCAUUCCUCGCUGGCCUUGGCUUCGUCGUUCCAUGGCUUUGAGGCAAUAGUCUUGAGCUUUUCGCCUGUGAUAUAUAGACACCAACCACCCAAGUACCAUGCCUCAACACUUGUGUCGUCAUCUGUAACAAGUCGCUCAAGCACACUCAAUGCCUCAUCUUCCAAUUCGGUCUCCAUCAACAAACGAGCAAGCGCGAUCCUGGUGGGGAAUUCCGGAACAUCAGGGUGCUGAGGAGGAAGCUUCUGCCACAGCUCGAGACUUCUGCGCAGAGCUGUCUGAGCCUCGUUGGCGCGGUUCUGCGAGAUUCUAACAUUGGCGACUGUUUGCCAUGUCUCUGGCGCAGCAGGGGCGAGGAGCAUGGCUUCGGUGAUAAGAGUCUCACAACGUGACUCGGCAUCAGGUUCCCAUGACAGAUCGGUCAUGUACACUUCAGCCACAGCGCACAGGACUCCUCCGAGCUUGUGUUGCUUCUCCUGAAGGGCGGUCCUUUGCUCAGGGGUUGGCGAUCGAAGCUCGCUCAGAACUGCGAUCUGCUUUCGAAGAGCGGUAGCACCUCGCUCAUACCAUUGCACACUAUCUAGACCACCCUCCUCACUAAGCUGUGCAAGUAGCAGGAACUUCUCAGGACCUCCACCAAUCUUCUCAUCUACGGUACCGUCUUCGUCAAGAAAUACUGCGCGCUCAAACGCGGCUCGCGCCUCGUCAAUGUCGCCAGACUCGACAAAAAUUGUACCUAGAAGAUUGGCAGCACUGAGCUCAAAGUCGCCGCCCUGACCGGUAGCAUCAAGAGCUUGCUGGGCAAGGGUGGCAGCCUCUUCUAAUUUCCCGACCUCGAGUUGAGUUUGCGCAUCGACAAGGAGUCUUGCGAUGUCCGGAUUUGUCUUUUUGGCGUCCGGUCUUGAGGGCGCCAUAAUGCUCUGAGGCGGGGUGUGUGAUUGAUAUGAGAUAUGUCGACG